Molecule: messenger RNA, 2409 nt
Organism: Kazachstania africana CBS 2517
Lineage: Eukaryota; Fungi; Ascomycota; Saccharomycetes; Saccharomycetales; Saccharomycetaceae
Gene: UBP10
Product: ubiquitin-specific protease UBP10
Exons: 1
Coding region: 1-2409 (802 amino acids)
Cellular component (GO): nucleus; cytosol
Molecular function (GO): cysteine-type deubiquitinase activity; cysteine-type endopeptidase activity
Source: RefSeq, a predicted model, not a curated record
AUGACCACGCAAGACAACAUCAAACCAUUGGUGGAAAGGUUACUGGCAAAUCCACUGCAAUUCAAAGCUGCUUCAAUAAGCAGCAGGAUCACAAGCAGGAACAAUGCAGAGAACUCAUCGUAUAUAAUGAUCGGGAAGUAUAAUAAUAAUAAUAAUAAUAGUAAUAGUAGUAGUAAUGCAGCUAAUAAUAGUACAAAUAGGAGUGAUCCCAUCAGUGCUGUGAAGGAGGGACCUAAGCAAAAGAAGAGGAAAUUACCCGCUUCUAUGGCAGAAGCUAUUGCCCAAUAUACAGCUGUACCAGUUUCGAAACAAGUAUCUUCUAGUGACGAAGAAGAAGAGGUGUUUCAUGAGGCUAGUGAAUACGUCGAUACAACUUCAUCCGACGCAGUUUCUGAAAUGGCACCUUUACAGAUUCCUGCAGUCAUUCAUCGACAGCCCUCUGAUGUGAAAGGACCAGAAGUUGACGCUUAUGGUGAUGACGAAGAUUUAGGGGUUCCUUUGGAUGAUCCAAGUUCAAAUUGUGUCGAAAGUGGUUCCGAGUCUACGAGUACUAAGGAUGAGAAAAGUGGAAUGAUCUCUGAAGAUGAUGAAGAAGAAGAUGAUGAUGAUGAGAGCCCAGAGGAUGAGGAUUACGUUUCAAGUACUGAAAGUGAAGAAACCGAAGCUGAGAGAAAGAGUGAAAGUUCUGAGAACGAUAGAAGUAGUAGUGGUAGCAUCAGUCGUGAUGACGAAAAUAGUGAUGACCUAGAUGAUAAUAGCGGCGAAGAUGAUGAGAUGGGAACACCAGAAGAUAUUCUGAAAAAUGAAAAACUACAAUUGCAGGAGGAAGCCAUUGCUUACCAACAGGAGCAAGAAGAAAUUUUGAGGCGUAGACAACAGAAAAUUCAUGGCAAGCAAACCGCUAGAGAUCCACAAGAUGAUGAAGAUGAAGAGGAGUUGAAGCACAAGAGCCCAUCCAUCAACAGGUCUGUAACCCCACCAACAACUGUUUCAGAUAUAAACAAAUUCUAUCAAUGGAAUCAAGAACCAACCGAUCAAGGCACCCUAAAAUCAUCACGUAUCCUCAAAAAUUGGGGACCAGAAUUAUCUGAGUUGAAACCAAGAGGUUUAUUAAAUCAUGGCGUCACCUGUUAUACAAACGCUGCAGUUCAAGCCAUGCUACAUAUUCCAGCCGUCCAGCAUUAUUUGUUCGACAUAUUGCGUGGUAAGUAUAAUGAUAUCAUAUCACCAGACUCUGUUUCUACAGUCCUUGCUGAAACAAGUAAAAAAAUGUGGUUACCUAAUAAUCAAUUAAAAGAAAAAAAUGUCACUUUCAUCAAUCCAAAGAAAUUAAUCUCUAGACUAGAUGAUAUUAACUGCAUGAUGAGUGAAUGGCAACAGGAGGAUUCGCAUGAAUAUUUUAUGUCAUUGAUGUCAAGAUUACAAGAAGAUUCCGUUCCAAAGGGUAAGAAACUCAUUGAAUCUGUUAUCUAUGACAUUUUCGGUGGAUUAUUGAAACAGAUUGUUACAUGUAAAUCUUGUGGAGGUAUAUCGAAAACAGAACAACCAAUAUAUGAUCUAUCGUUGCAUUUAAAAGGUAAGAAAAAAUUAGACACCUACGGAAACCCCGAUAGUAUGAACUCAAGCAAUAAUAAUGACAUUUCCAAUAUAGAAACGAUGAAGGACAAUGCUAACAACAACGGCAAUGGUAAUAAUAUUCAAAAUCAAAUUGAUCCACAGACGGUAAAUCGUAGAUUUUCGAUUGAAAAAUCUAUAAAGGACUUUUUCAGUCCUGAGUUAAUUAAAGUUGAUAAAGAGCAGAAAGGUUACGUCUGUGAAAAAUGUCACAAGACUACAAAUGCAGUAAAGCGCAACACCAUAUUAAGGGCUCCCGAAACUUUGCUAGUUCAUUUAAAGAAAUUCAGAUUUAACGGUACAUCGUCCUCAAAGAUGAAACAGGCCGUUUCCUAUCCAAUGUUUUUAGAUUUAACUGAAUAUUGCGAUAAUGAAGGUAAUAAAAAGAUUUUACCCGUCAAAUAUCAACUGAUCAGUGUUGUUGUCCAUGAAGGGCGCAGCUUAUCGUCGGGCCAUUAUGUUGCACACUGUAAACAACCAGAUGGCUUGUGGGCAACUUAUGAUGACGAAUAUAUUAAUAAAAUUUCAGAUAAAGAGGUUUUACGUGAAACCAAUGCAUAUUAUUUAGUUUAUAGUCGUUUGACUCCAAGAGACAUCAAACUGCCUGCAUCAUUACCGAAACAAAAGUCAAAUGCAUUUCCAGCACAGAACCACCCUCAACAUGACAACACUAGUAGAAAUGGAACACAAAAGGAUACACAUGCUAAUUUCAACAAGAACAUAAAUGGGAAGAACCCAAAGAAUCGUGGGAAAGGUUGGAAAAAGAGCAAGAAGAAAAGAUUUAACAAGUAUUAA